UAUCUAGCUCUAUUAACCACAAUAACCAUUAAUUAAUGAACGGCCCCGCCUUUAAAACACGUGGUUGGCUUCACAUUAAAAUGGCGUCUCAAACUGAGUCUUUAUCCGAUGCUCUCUUGGAAGCUCUGGCAGAAAAGGGUCGAGUAGAUUCCUAUGAAUAUGCUACUAGUGUUGGUAAAAAUCAUCAAGACGUGGUUGGAGCAGUAAAGAGUUUGGAGUCCUUUGGAGAUGUUAUAAAGACAGAGCAGAAACAGACUGAAUUGUGGGAGCUGACUGAAGAAGGUAAAGAGAUAGCUGAGAAUGGUUCGCAUGAGGUUAGACUCUUUGAAGCAGUCGAUCAAUCAAAUGGAACACCACAAAAUGAACUGAUG
This is a messenger RNA of Amphimedon queenslandica, 371 nucleotides long. RefSeq names its product phenylalanine--tRNA ligase alpha subunit-like. The transcript has 2 exons. The annotation marks the transcript as partial. NCBI's taxonomy places the organism in Eukaryota, Metazoa, Porifera, Demospongiae, Haplosclerida, Niphatidae. The record is from RefSeq and is a predicted model, not a curated record.